This is a messenger RNA of Mustela erminea (ermine), 1897 nucleotides long. It is a transcript of the gene RNF212, whose product is annotated as ring finger protein 212. Gene Ontology annotation, biological process: homologous chromosome pairing at meiosis; reciprocal meiotic recombination; protein sumoylation. Bases 16 to 1146 code for a protein of 376 amino acids. NCBI's taxonomy places the organism in Eukaryota, Metazoa, Chordata, Mammalia, Carnivora, Mustelidae. Gene Ontology annotation, cellular component: synaptonemal complex. The record is from RefSeq and is a predicted model, not a curated record. Gene Ontology annotation, molecular function: SUMO transferase activity. The transcript is spliced from 8 exons.
GAUGCCGCGUCCGGCAUGGCCAGCUGGGUGUUCUGUAAUCGCUGCUUCCAGCCGCCGCACCGCACGUCAUGCUUCAGCCUGACCAACUGCGGCCACGUGUACUGCGACGUCUGCCUGGGUAAAGGUGGCAAAAAUGAGUGCUUGAUUUGCAAAGCCCCUUGUCGCACAGUUUUCCUUUCAAAACAUACUGACGCAGAUAUCCAGGCGCUGUUCAUGGGCAUAGAUGGCCUGUGUAAGAAGUACUCAAGAGAGACCUGCCAGAUUUCAGAAUUUCAAGAGAAGCACAGAAAGAGACUCUUGGCCUUCUAUCGAGAAAAGAUCACAAAGUUGGAGGAGUCCCUUCGGAGGUCAGCAUUGCGGAUGGAACAGCUACAGGGGAUGAGAUUGUCACAGCAAACAGCUUUCAGCGCAGUAAAAACUCCAGUUUCAACUCCUUCAGCAAAGCCAGACGGACACCUGCUCCUGCCCCCUGACACGUCAGCCUCUGACAGAGUGGAGUCCAUGCAGAUUGACCAUACUCCUUCCCUGGUAAGAAAAGUAAGUAUCCGUGUCCCUGGGCUGCUUGUCCCCCACACAGCGUCCUUUCAUGGUUUUCCUUGGUGCCCAGAACAUAAGCCUUCACCUAACGGAUGGAUCACAGCGGGGUCUCUUGUCGUGGGCUGUGCUGAGGGGAGAGCCCGCUGGGGUGUGGUUGGUAGCAUAGUUCCUGGAUGGCCCUUCAAAGAGCAGGGCCGGGACUGGCUGAAGGACAGGGAGCAGACGGGCAGGCAAGAUGGAAGUGAGGCUGCAUCAGGCUCAGCCCCAUCCAGCCAAGUACAAACGUGGAGGGUUUUGAGGAGUGCAGGAGAGAGACCAGAGCAGAGGAAGCUUGGGGCUCAGGCCUGGCCCAGCUCGAGGUGGGCCAGACUGCCCCCCACCCCCCAGCCAGACACAGCUCAGAAAGGGGAAGCUGGUCCCCAGAGGGAGGUUCCUGCUGCCCAGAGAGGGAGUGAGCGGGUCAGGAGAGUGGCCCGGUCUGGUGCGCACGGGCUCCUUGGUGUUGGGGCGUCACGGGUCAGGGGCAUAGCAUCUAGUGCUUCUUGUUCAUGGCCUCCCAGUCGCCCUGUGAGGCGCACGUGGGUGUUGGGGCUGCUCAGUGAAAAGUAGCACUCAUUUCCAAGGGGGCCACCCUGGAACUGUAUUAAGGAAGCAUCCAGAUUCCAGGAUGAGCAGGUGGGAAGACAGAGCCAUUCAGAGCUGGGACAGAGGAGACACCCAGUGCUUAGCUCGCGCCAGACUGUUCUCCCCACUCCGCCACCCCACUGGCCAUCACUGCAACCCACAUCAUACCCUGGAUGGAGACUGUGGAUACGCUGCCUCCUGCUCUCUGGGUCCUAGCAACUGCCCCACCUGCUGGUCUCUGCUCCCCAGAGUCUGGACCCUGAGCCUCCCCAACAUGUGGCCUUGUUUUGGAGAUUGAGACUGAAAGCCUCUGCGGACUCGCAGGUCACUGGCUGCUAGAGCCAAGGGACCAGAACACAGGAAACCAUCUUGAAAUUGCAGAGUGAGGUGCCAGACCGAUGGGAGCACCUGCUGCCAUCAGGGUGGGUGGGGGACAGAGAGGCUCUGCACAGAGGUCUCCAGGACACAGGCUUCCAGGCUGGAAAUGAGCCGCUGCUAGUGCAUCAGGGACGGGCCUUGGGCUGCGGUUUGCCCGGCCUUUGCCGGAGCAGAAUACAGAACCGAGUUGUCUACUGUGUGGACCCUGCCAGGCCAGUCCAGCCACCCUGGGAGCGGGUGCACAUUGGGUGCACACGAGGGUGCCUUGGCCAGAGCUGCUAUGUGCAUCCAGUGGGGGCAGGGUGAGCACCGUCUCCUGGGAGACCUGGUCCGGGCGGUGGUGGGUUGGGGGGAGGGC